This is a messenger RNA of Saprolegnia diclina VS20, 1176 nucleotides long. RefSeq lists its product as hypothetical. Gene Ontology annotation, biological process: actin cytoskeleton organization. Gene Ontology annotation, cellular component: cell junction; cortical actin cytoskeleton; cell projection. Gene Ontology annotation, molecular function: actin filament binding. The transcript is spliced from 4 exons. The coding region runs from base 1 to 1176 and encodes 391 amino acids. The record is from RefSeq and is a predicted model, not a curated record. NCBI's taxonomy places the organism in Eukaryota, Oomycota, Saprolegniomycetes, Saprolegniales, Saprolegniaceae.
AUGAGCAGACGGACGACCGCGGUCGACGAAGGAUGGGUCGAGGUGCAGAAGCACACGUUCACACGGUGGGCGAACGUCUUCCUGCCACCCGACAUGGCCGUCGACGACUUGUACGAGGACCUCAAGGACGGUCUGCGCCUCAUUGCGCUACUAGAGCGCAUCAGCCAGAAACCUGUUUGCGUGAAGUACAACAAGGUCGUCAAGUACCGGAUCCACAUGCUCGAGAAUCUCAACCACGUCGUGGGCUUUAUGGCCAAGGAGAAUGUGACCGUGACCAACAUCGGCUCCUCCGACAUUGUCGACGGCAACUCGAAGCUCGUGCUUGGGCUUAUGUGGACCAUCAUCAAGCACUACCAGCUUGCAGACAUUAGUUUCCAUGGCGUCACGGGCAAGGAAGGUCUCUUGCUCUGGUGCAAGGACUGUCUCGACGCGUUCCCAGACAUUGUCCGCGUCACCAACUUCACGUCGAGUUGGCGCAACGGCCUCGCAUUCUGCGCACUCAUCUCGGCGUUCCACCCGGCGCUCAUCCCGAUCGAGACGAUGUCGCCAGCGAACGCUGCCGAAAACCUCGCACUGGCCUUCCACGUGCUCGAGCAGACUUUUGACGUGCCGCAGCUGCUGCAAGUCGAGGACUUUGAAGUCGGUGUCGAUGAAAAGUCGGUGCUCACGUACCUCGCGCUCGUCUUCCGCGUCUUUGGCGUGCUCACGCGCCCGGCCAUCGUCCGCACACCAUCGUUCCACGAGCCCGACGAAGUCGAAGAGGAUGUUCCCACCGACAACGAACUUUUGAACGACGACGACGAGGUCUCGAUUCCGGACAAUGGGACGAGCGACGAAGCGGCGAGCGACGAAGUCAUGAGCGACGAAGUCAUGAGCGACGAAGCGGCCAGUGACGACGUUCAGCCUGAAGUUGAAGCCGCUGUGGCCGAGACAAAUCCCACGCAUGUCGACGUCCCCAAGGAAGGCGUGUACGAGAAGAUGAAGGAGUCGCUAGCGAUCGCCCCGCGGCCUUUGGUGCACCACUUUUGGUUUCUGCACCGCGCUACGCCGGGUGCGCUGGUCGUGCUUUGCUUGCUGCCACGCUUGCUUCUCCUCCGUGCCUGCGUUGCGCUCUACGUGCCAGUGUACAAGUCUCCUGCACGCACGCAUCGGCCUCCGUUCGCUGCGUCCGCGUGA